AUGUCUCCACCUGCCCACCUUCCCACCUGCCCACCUUCCCACCUGCCCACCUUCCCACCUGCCCACCUUCCCAUUUGCCCACCUUCCCACCUGCCCACCUUCCCACCUGCCCACCUUCCCAUUUGCCCACCUUCCCACCUACCCACCUUCCCAUUUGCCCACCUUCCCAUUUGCCCACCUUCCCACCUGCCCACCUUCCCACCUGCCCACCUUCCCAUUUGCCCACCUUCCCACCUACCCACCUUCCCAUUUGCCCACCUUCCCACCUGCCCACCUUCCCAUUUGCCCACCUUCCCACCUGCCCACCUUCCCAUUUGCCCACCUGCCUCCUCCGUCCACCUGCAGGCUCCUGAGCAGCAACGCCUUCUGGGGGGCCCUCCCUCAGUGCCUGCCCUUCCUCUCCUCCGUCCAACUCAUGUCCGUUCUCCUAUUCAGCCUUCGCCUUUCAACCUUUGCCCUUUGCCCUUUCAACCUUCGCCUUUCAACCUUCGCCCUUCGCCCUUUCAACCUUUGCCCUUUGCCCUUUCAACCUUCGCCUUUCAACCUUCGCCCUUCGCCCUUUCAACCUUUGCCCUUUGCCCUUUCAACCUUCGCCUUUCAACCUUCGCCCUUCGCCCUUUCAACCUUUGCCCUUUGCCCUUUCAACCUUCACCCUUCAACCUUCACCCUUCAACCUUCGCCCUUCGCCCUUUCAACCUUCGCCCUUCGCCCUUCAGUUUUGCCUCCUUCGCUCAGCACCAUGACGUUGUUCUCGUUCCUCUUUCUCCCCGCUGCUCCUCUGACGUCAGCAACAAUCUGAUCUUCAUGGAUGCCGCAACCUUCCAAAACAUGCCGCCAAUCAGCCUGGAUCUCAGCGGCAACUACCUCUACGGCUCCCUCUCCCCCUCCCCCAACAUCACCCUCUCCUCCUCCUCCUCCUCCUCCUCCUCCUCCUCCUCCUCCUCCUCCUCCUCGCCACCCAUCCCCUCUCUCGUCCUCCCUGCGACCCCCCAACCCCAGUCCCUUCCCCCCUGGGCAGUCCAGGAUGCAACGAAAUCUGAGUGGGCGUGGGUAUGGCAGGGGGGGCAGCAGGGGGCAACUGGAGCAGGAGGGGCGAGCGGGGGGAAUAGCAGCAGCGCAGCGGCGUGGCUGGCUGUGGAGGGCAACUGUGUGGGGAGUGAGGUUGUGGGGCAGCAGCGGGGGGCAACAGAGUGUGCGGCGGUGUGUGGGAUAGAGCCAGGGCAGGGCCCCUGUGGGGGUGCGGGUGCGGGGCAGUGUGUGGUGCAGAGCGGUUGGCCGCCGUCCCUCUCGUGCUCCUGUGCCAGUGGCUACGUUGCUGUCACUGCUGUCGGCACUGCCAAUACCACCACUUGCCAGCUGCCGCCCCCUUCCGUGGCCUCUCUGUCCACGGGUGCCAUAGUGGGCAUCGUUCUGGGCUGCUUUGCUGGCUUCACGCUGCUGGCUGCUAUGCUCGCAUGGUUGCUGUGGCCCCGCGGACCAACCAUGGCCUCUCUCCACCACGUGCAUCUGGUGCGCCUGCUGGGCUUCUGCCUGGACCAGAACGUGGAGACGGGCAGGCAGGAGCAGAUUCUCGUGUACGAGUUCAUAGACAACAGGGACCUCCAGUACCACAUCCAUGCCACCAAGCGUGAGUAG
Molecule: messenger RNA, 1635 nt
Organism: Closterium sp. Naga37s-1
Lineage: Eukaryota; Viridiplantae; Streptophyta; Zygnematophyceae; Desmidiales; Closteriaceae
Source: the annotation of a GenBank genome assembly